AUGCGGGCGGCGUGCGGACAGCUGAGGGAGAAAUGUGCCAUGACGACUGAGGGGACAGAUAUCGUUGUCAAGAUGAGAAACAUCGAAAUCAUCAGGGUGAAAGAAAAUGGAGACAUCGUCCUGAGCAGUGCGGGGGAGAAAACUCCCUGGCUGCUACACACACUCAACGACAUACUGAACCUUGUGGGCGUUCAAGUGCUCCUGGGAAAGGCCACCAGCGAAUGGAGCGUGAAGGAUGGCAGGACGCUAAUGCGGUUCUACGACGGCCUGGUUAUCCAGGCAAAGGGCGCUCAGAACCGUUCCCGGGCGCAAACAAUCAAGAAGAGCUUUAACCAAUCGAAUGCGAAGGCUGCAGUGGAGGCGACAAUGGCAUCCGAUGCUGUUGGCGCAUCGCAAUUUCAGGUUAUGUUGCUGAGUCAUCAUGACAUCGAAAUAGGGAUCGACGCUGAGAGAGCUGCGGCGCUCGGGCUUGUGACGAGCACCAGGCCGUGCGCCGGCCAGGAGGUUAGAUACACGGGCGCCAGCGGGGAGGUGCGCAUGGGAAUCGGUCAGGGCGUGGGCUGCCGAGGGGGGCCCGUGAGGAACCGUCACGUGCCGAUGGACGGGAUGGCUGGCGAGAGGAGAGAGGGGGUGGGCGGAGGCGGCUCUGGGCGCAGGGGCUACGAACACGUGCCUCGGGUUGGGCCCGGGGGCCCCCAUCGGGAUGCUGACGACAAGGCGGACGAUGACGUGGGGUACGGCCAGUGGGGGGGCGCCGCCCGGGUGGGGCCUCAGGAGUCGCAGAUGGACUGGAGCAGCAACACUCACAGCGUGGGCAACGGGCACCAGGACGAUGCGAGCGGGGCGCAGCAUGGCGGGCCCGCGCCGGGGGACAUGGAGUUCAUGGACGAGUCGGGAUGGGGGGACCAGGAUUGGGGCCCCAAGAGGGCGACGGGCCAGUUGGACCCCAGGACACGGCGGCGCCUGGCGCAGGGGAGGUACGCGCCCUAUUAG
This is a messenger RNA of Ostreobium quekettii, 993 nucleotides long. Lineage: Eukaryota; Viridiplantae; Chlorophyta; Ulvophyceae; Bryopsidales; Ostreobiaceae. The record is from the annotation of a GenBank genome assembly.